CUCUCUCUUCCUUUAGAAUUUAGCUAGUCAACCUCAUAUAUAUAUAUAUAUAUAUAAGUGUUUUUCGUUCCCAUGUUUUUAAAAACCAACACUACUCAUCUUUUUCACAUAUCUUUUCUCUCUUUCCAACAACAACAACAACAACCAACUCUUUCUCCAAACCCCACCUUUCAAAAAUCCACACAUAUACAUAUACACAUAGCUAUAUAAAAAUGUGGAUGAUGGGUUAUAAUGAUCAUCAUCAUCAUGGUGGAGGAGAGCUUAAAGAUUCAUUCAACAUUACCACAGCUAGAAAACUUCGUCCUCUAAUUCCAAGACCACUUCAUCAACAACAACAACAACAACAACAACAACAACCAACAAACCCUAAUAACAAUAUUAACAACAAUUUCCAAACCACUCAACAAUAUCAUCAACUCGUGUCUAACACGAACACGAACACGAGUACUGAUUACCAUCAUCAUCAGAAUAUGAUGAUGAUGAUGAGUAAGAAAGAGUUGAACAUUGGUCAACAAGUUGUAGUGAGUUCGCGGUGGAACCCUACACCCGAACAACUACGAGCUCUCGAGGAGCUUUAUAGGCGCGGGACUAGAACCCCGUCGGCCGAGCAAAUUCAACACAUUACGGCUCAACUUCGACGGUAUGGGAAAAUUGAAGGAAAAAAUGUUUUCUAUUGGUUUCAAAAUCAUAAAGCUAGAGAGAGACAGAAGAGACGCCGUCAAAUUAUGGAGUCAUCUUCGUCUUCAUCAUUAUCUCCUGAUAAUGAUAAUCAAAAUCAUCAGGAAGAAAUGACAUUAUUAGAAGGAAGUAACAAUAAUAAUAAGACAAAGAACUGGGUACCCACUAGUACUAGUACUAAUACUCUUUUAGAGGAAUGUAAUGUUUCAAUAGAAAGGUCAGGAAAAGCAACAGGAGAAUCUGAUCAAUGGACUCAUCAUCAUCAUGAUCAUCAUCAUCAUCAAUUCAACCAAGGAGAAUUACAACAACAACAACAACAACAGCAUAGAAGAAACUUUAUUACAGAAAGGAAUGCCACGUGGCAGACAAUGCAGUUGUCUUGUCUUCCUCUUCUUCCCACUACUUGCCACGUCAUCACCACCACCAACAACAACCCUAACCCUAACCCUAACCCUAAUAUUACCACUACUGCAGCCACCUCAUUGUUACUUACUACAACAUCAACAAUGGGACAAAGACAAAGUCUCCUUAAUUAUAAUUAUAAUAAUAAGAACAAUAAUAUUGAUAUUUUCAAAACGACACCGUAUAGAGAUGAAAAUUAUCAUGAGGAAGAAGAGGAUGAGGAUCAUGAGGAUGAGGAGGAGUCUCAAACCCUAGAGCUGUUUCCACUUAGAAGUGGCAAUUAUUACAACACUGAGAAAGAGAAUGAUGUUUCGGCCAAUGGUAUCGCGACAAGUGUCACUACUACUAAUACCACUACUUGCCAGUUCAUUGAGUUUCUUCCAUUAAAGCAAUGAUAUAUUAAUGAUUAUGACACUACAAGUGUAGUAGUAGUAGUUAGCUAGUUAUAUAUAGUGUAUUUAUAUAUAUCACCACAAACAAAAAACACUUAUGUGUAUGUAUUUUGUUGGGAAAUCAUGAAGACUUUUUUUAUUUAUUUUU
Molecule: messenger RNA, 1620 nt
Organism: Cannabis sativa
Lineage: Eukaryota; Viridiplantae; Streptophyta; Magnoliopsida; Rosales; Cannabaceae
Product: WUSCHEL-related homeobox 1
Exons: 4
Coding region: 213-1475 (420 amino acids)
Biological process (GO): plant organ development
Molecular function (GO): DNA-binding transcription factor activity; DNA binding
Source: RefSeq, a predicted model, not a curated record